Messenger RNA from Penicillium daleae, 2157 nucleotides. Its product is annotated as oligopeptidase family protein. Lineage: Eukaryota; Fungi; Ascomycota; Eurotiomycetes; Eurotiales; Aspergillaceae. Gene Ontology annotation, biological process: proteolysis. Gene Ontology annotation, molecular function: serine-type endopeptidase activity. Bases 1 to 2157 code for a protein of 718 amino acids. The record is from RefSeq and is a predicted model, not a curated record. The transcript is spliced from 2 exons.
AUGACAAUCCGCCCUAUGAAGUUCACUCCCGAGGUCCUCCUCGGCGCCCCCAGGCGGUCCUCGGCCGUCCCCAACGCCGCAGGCACCCUCGCCGUAUAUACCCAAACAUCUUACUCAUUCGAAUCGCAUUCCAAGACCAACGAGAUCCGCGUGCUCGAUAUUGAUUCCGGGCGAUCGGCUCUUAUCACCAAUGAUCCCGGUGCGAGCAAUCCGCAGUGGCUGGGCGAUAGCGACGAGCUCGUCUGGCUGAAGCUCAAGGCCAACGGCAAUACGAGCUUCAUCGUCGGUAAUGCGCGCGAGGCUGAUAAAACAUACACUGCUGGGACUGUCCCGGGCCCAGUGUCGGACUUGAAGCUCACUGUCAUCGAGCCGGGGAAGAUUGGUUUCGCUGUCUCGGGCAAGGCCAACCCAGACGGAUCACUGUUCAACCCGUACGAUGCGAAGAAACCAAUCACCACGGGGCGCCUAUAUACUUCAUUGUUUGUGCGGCAUUGGGAUUCGUACAUUGACCCCCAGAAGUAUGCCAUCUGGUAUGGCCUGCUUGAGCAGGCGCCCUAUACGCCGGCUCGCAGACAGGCAGGCAAGUACUCGGUCUCUGGCCUUACGAAUUUGAUCUCUGUGUCUGGACUGGGGUCGGUCGAAUCGCCAAUUCCCCCAUUCGGCGGCACUGGCGACUUCGAUAUUAGCCCCUCAGCUAUUGUAUUCAUUGCGAAAGACCCGACCUUGAAUCCGGCUACGCAUACUGCCUGCUCCGCCUACUACGCCCCCAUGUUCUCGUGGACUAGUAUGAGCGUCUCGGAUAUCAAGCCCUACAAGAUUACAAGCCUCGAGGGUGCAAUGGCUUCGCCUGUGUUGUCCCCAGACGGUGGCUCAAUUGCCCUACUGGCUAUGCAGAAGGAUGGGUACGAGUCAGACAAAAAUCGAAUUGUAUAUGUCCCCAACCCCUGGAAUGGCGAGAUGUUCGAAGUUUUCGAAAGCGAGGACGGAAAGGGCGAUUGGAAGCUCAGUCCUUCAGCCGUGUCCUUUGCUCAGGAUGGCAAAUCCUUGCUCAUUCAGGUGGAGGAUAACGGCCGUGGGGUCUUGUACCAGCUGGCUCUUGAUGGCAUUAAACAGGCUAAGCCUGAUGCGUUGAAGAAACUAACUUACGAAGGGUUUGUAAAUGAUGUUGUUCCUGCUGCGGCCAAAACAUCUAGGCUAUUUGUCUCUAGCUCUAGCCUAGUGGACAACAGCGUGUUUUCCAUCAUUGAUCCGGCUCACCCAGAGAAUGCACAGGUCGUGUCAUCGAACACUCGAGGGGGAUCUGCCUUCGGUCUAUCAUCAGCGCAGGUGGAUGAAUUCUGGUUCAAGGGAGCCGAUGACUACAAGGUGCACGCCUGGGUGGUGAAGCCAUCACAUUUCAAGCCUGGGGAGCGAUACCCCUUGGCCUACUUGAUCCACGGCGGUCCCCAGGGAGCAUGGAAUGAUCAGUGGAGUACUCGGUGGAACCCCGCUGUGUUUGCCGAACAAGGGUAUGUCGUGGUUACGCCCAACCCGACUGGCAGCACCGGCUACGGCCAGGACUUCACCGACGGAAUCUGCGGUGAGUGGGGUGGCCGGCCAUACGAGGACAUUGUCAAGGGCUUCGAAUAUAUUGAGCAAAACCUCCAGUACAUCGAUACCACUCGGGCUGUAGCACUGGGUGCGUCUUACGGUGGGUAUAUGAUGAACUGGAUCCAGGGCCACCCUCUUGGCCGCAAAUUCAAGGCGCUGGUUACCCACGACGGCGUGUUCAGCAUGACCUCGCAGCUAGCAAGCGAAGAGCAGUACUUCCCCCUGCACGAUUUGAAAGGCCCUAUCUGGAAGGUUCCCGAGAAUUGGUCGAAAUGGGAUCCAUCGCGGUUCACCGAGAAUUGGGCGACUCCUCAUCUCAUCAUCCACAAUGAGCUGGAUUACCGUCUGACCAUUGCGGAAGGUCUCUCCGCAUUCAACGUGUUGCAGAUGCGAGGUGUGGACAGCGCGUUCCUGACAUUCCCUGACGAGAACCACUGGGUGUUGAACCCGGAGAACUCUUUGAUGUGGCACCGAACCGUACUGAACUGGAUCAACAAGUAUGCUGGACUUCCGCCAGUUGCGGAUGAGCCCGACCUUUCUGCGGGUGUGUCCAAUAUGACUCUCUAA